Molecule: messenger RNA, 924 nt
Organism: Trichoderma aggressivum f. europaeum
Lineage: Eukaryota; Fungi; Ascomycota; Sordariomycetes; Hypocreales; Hypocreaceae
Exons: 3
Coding region: 1-924 (307 amino acids)
Biological process (GO): regulation of actin filament polymerization; Arp2/3 complex-mediated actin nucleation
Cellular component (GO): cytoskeleton; Arp2/3 protein complex
Molecular function (GO): actin filament binding
Source: RefSeq, a predicted model, not a curated record
AUGAUUACCUCAGCAGGAGCGGCGCUAAGCUGGAGUAGGAGCAGCCCCGCCAACCAUCUCGUGCUUCUGCUUCGUGACGCCUCAUCCCCAUCGCCAGCGUGUCGAGCCAUUGCCGUCCAAGAUGCCGGUACGUCCACUGUCCCUGCGGAUCCUCGUCGAAGCAGCCCCGAGCUUCGUCUGCCGGCCGCGUGCCGGAGCUGUCACCGGAGCCUCUCCCCUGUCACCGAUGACCUCUGGCCUAUCCCGUCAUCUCUCCCGCCUCUUUCAAGGCAGCUUCGCCUCGAAAUCUCUUUUGCUAACUUGGAUUUCGCCCGUGAACCGCAGGCCUACAACUCCGACUUCAACUCCGACCCCAACCCUCCUCGCCUCAUCGGCAACUUCCCCCUCCUCCCCCUCCGCACAAAGACCCGCGGUCCCGCCUACGUCCUGCCCUUCCCGUCACCGCCGCUGCCCGCCCACGAGUCUCCCGAGAUCGAGAGCGAGAGCUAUGACAUCCUCGACGAGGUCCUGCGUCUCUUCCGCGCAAACACCUUCUUCCGCAACUUCGAGAUCAAGGGCCCCGCUGACCGCCUGCUCGUCUACGGCAUCUGGUUCGUGAGCGACUGCCUGCAAAAGAUCAAGCCCAACGCCAUUGCUCGCGAUGCCGCCAAGGAGGUCAACAACUUGGCGCUGGACCUCAACUUUGCCAUUCCUGGAGACCCGGGCUUCCCUCUAAACCAGGUUUGUCCAAUUCACAUCCCGACUUUCUUGGAGACCUUUGACGCAACGGGGCAGGACGCAGAGCAGCUCAAGCUGUACAUGGCGCAGGUCCGACAGGAGCUUGCAUCCCGGUUACUGGCCAGAGUGUACGAGGAGGAUGAGACCAAGCCCAGCAAGUGGUGGUUGAGCUUCACAAAGAGAAAGUUCAUGAACAAGUCGCUGUAA